Messenger RNA from Ceratitis capitata (Mediterranean fruit fly), 1243 nucleotides. Its product is annotated as inosine-uridine preferring nucleoside hydrolase. The coding region runs from base 129 to 1151 and encodes 340 amino acids. Lineage: Eukaryota; Metazoa; Arthropoda; Insecta; Diptera; Tephritidae. Gene Ontology annotation, molecular function: hydrolase activity, hydrolyzing N-glycosyl compounds. The transcript is spliced from 4 exons. The record is from RefSeq and is a predicted model, not a curated record.
AAAAUAAUUGUAGAAGAAAGCGGACGUUUCUGAAACUGGAGACUAAUUUUAAAAUAAAACCAACUUUAAAACAAUAAAGUCAACUAUUAAUUUUUCUUAAAACUAAAUUCAACGCUGUCUCUGUUAAAAUGGUUAGAUAUGUAGUAUAUGACUGCGACGUUGGCAACGACGAUGCCUGGGGUCUGAUGAUGCUAAUAAAAGCUGAAGAAACAUAUAAAAGACGUGCAGAUUUAGUGAAUUCCGCGUCGAAAUUUGAAAUUAUCGGCGUUACAUGCGUGCAGGGCAACACUACAGUAGAUUGCGCUGUUGUAAAUACACUGCGGGUGCUGGAUAUAGUCAAUAGAAAUGACAUACCAGUCUAUAAAGGCUGCUGUAAUCUUAUUAAGCCACGUUCGUGGGAGAAUCCCAAGUAUUUUGUUGGUAAAGAUGGUUUUGGUGAUUUAGAGCAUGAGAAGCAAGUUGAUUUGAGUCUCGUGCAGCCACAGCAUGCUGUUAAUGCAAUGUAUGAUUUUGUUUGUAAGCAUCCUAGAAUGGUUGACUUCAUAUUAGUAGGUCCGCUAACCAAUUUUGCAAUGUGCAUUAUCAUGUAUGGCGCAAAGUUUUUGGAUAAUGUAGGUGAAGUUUAUAUAAUGGGCGGCAAUUAUCGUGGCAAAGGUAAUACCACCAAAAGUGCGGAGUUCAAUUUUAUGAUGGAUCCAGAAGCUGCACAUAUCGUUUUGGAUAAUGUUAAAACGCCCGUAACCAUAUUACCCUGGGAAACUUGCGAUGAUCAGGCGUUUCGCAUAACACUUGACUGGCGCCUAAACGUGCUUGGCGCUACUGACAGUCCUUUUGUCCAGUUGCUCAAUCGCGUGGAAAGUGCUUUGUUGCUGCCGAGAGGUGUCAAGCGUUGGUUAGUUUGUGACGCAUUGGCUGUUGCUGCUUACCUAUUUCCACAUUUGGUGGUGAAGGAUAACCAGCUGCAGCACGCUGCCGUCGAAUUGGCUGGCACGCAUACACGUGGUCAAAUGGUUAUAGAUCACUUGCAUCGAGAGAAGAAGAAUGCAAACAUUAUUACAGAAAUCGAUAUUGAACACUAUCACAAGAUCAUUGCUUGGACUGGUGGAUUGAGAGGCGUACAUGUGGAAAGUGAACUGGGGAAAGCUCAAUAAAUAUGUUUAGUUUUGCGUUGAAUUUGUUGUGGAAAAAUAUUAAUUUUUGCCAAAUAAAAACAUUAAUUACGAUUUCGACUUCACGAAAGGUA